UGUCCAGUGUAAAGCUAUGGUAGUAGCAUCGCUAACGUUACGAUUGUAAACGUUUAUUGUGACGUUGAGGCGAUGGAAAGUAACGAGUGUCAUAUAAAAGCAGCGAGUCGGGCGGAGUGGCGUUUCAUCAAAGACAAAGCGGCCGUGGCCGUGGCUAUAAUAAAGAACAAGCCCUCGGGAAUGAGUGGCGCCGAGUACGCCGAGGAUCUGGCCCUCACGUGGAGGCGCCGCGAUGAAAGCCGGGAGGAAACGGCCCGAAGGCUUCGGCAGGAGGUGCUGAGGCUGCGACAGGAACUACUGUUCACCAGAGCAACGUUAAACAGGAGGAGCAGCAGGGAGGCAGCAGAUCACGACGACGUAAUGGACGACGCUUCUCAGGAUCUUUUCGGUCCAGGAAGUGAGGCGUACAGCGCCGACCUCCAACCAGGCUGCGGCUCAGAGACCCCUGAACUACUGGAGAUCCAGGACCCCCAACCUGCCACCCCCAUCCCUCAGCCUCCGGUUCCAGGAUGUCCUCGUGGAGAACCCGCGGUUCCUCACGUACAGUUCCUCCAGUCUCUGUGCGCCCUCCACCGAGUAGAAGAGAGCGACCGAGGCCUGGAGUCCCUGUGGUUCAGCCCCGAGGAGGGCGAUGCCGGGUCCGUGUUGGCGGACUCCGUGUGCCAGCUCCUGGACUCGGUGGUUGUGGCGUGCCGGGGCCCCCCUCCUCCUCCGCUGGGACCCGGAGAACCGGUCCUGCAGGCCUGCCGGGUGGCGGCCCGAGCGAUGGACCUCUUCUGCUCCCAGAGGCUGCCGUCGGUGGAGUUCAGGAGGCGGGUGGAGGAGUCGCUGAGGGAGCUGACGGAGCUGCUGCUGCUGCACAGAGAUCAGCUCAGCGAGCUCCGGUCUGCAGAGAAGCUGAUGGAGUAUCUGAUCACACUGGGGGACAGCAGCAUGUCGAAGUCCUUCCUCAUUCGUCACAUCCUCUCUCUGAUCAGCACCCUGGCCGACCAGCUCUGGCACUUCUUCCAGGGGCCGGACGGCUCGUCUCUGGACAGGUUCCCCGUGGACCGGUAUCAGAACUCGUGCUACCUGUUCUGGAUCCUGGAGGAGCUGCUGCAGAAGUCAGAGGUACCGUCCCGGGUGGAGGUGGGGUCGGAUCAGACGGGCUUCCUCGCUCACUUUGAGCGGCGAGUCUUUCAGUUGUCAGAAGAGUUCCCUUUGUUCUCCAUCUGCAUGUGGAGGUCAGGAUGUCUCCUCACCUCGGACAGAUAAGACCCCCACAAGACCAGGGAACAGGUUUACCUUCCACGCCCCCUUCAUAGGACCAGAACACUUUGAGCUGACACCAAAACCAAGAGUAUUAGAAGACGGACAUCGACGCUUCUCUUCUCGUUCAUCCUCAAAAGAUCAACACAACACAACAAUGUGUAUUUAACGAGGAUUUUAAUUUGUACAACAGGCUGAGUGCAACUUGUGUUUCCAGUAGCUGCCGGAAAACGUGAAAUGUUUGUACUUUGGGCCCAUUUGGUUUUAUUUUGUAUGAAAUGCACAACUGCACAACUUAACACAACGUAACACAACUUAACAAUAAACACAUUGUUAGUUGUUGAACAGGCUGAGUGGAGUUCAUGUUUCCAGUACCACAGAGAGAGAUAAGUGUUCCGU
Messenger RNA from Anarrhichthys ocellatus (wolf-eel), 1647 nucleotides. It is a transcript of the gene mei4, whose product is annotated as meiosis-specific, MEI4 homolog (S. cerevisiae). Gene Ontology annotation, biological process: DNA recombination; homologous chromosome pairing at meiosis; meiotic DNA double-strand break formation. The transcript is spliced from 5 exons. The record is from RefSeq and is a predicted model, not a curated record. Gene Ontology annotation, cellular component: lateral element. The coding region runs from base 73 to 1254 and encodes 393 amino acids. NCBI's taxonomy places the organism in Eukaryota, Metazoa, Chordata, Actinopteri, Perciformes, Anarhichadidae.